AUGGCGACGCCCCAAGAGCAAGCUCCGGACGCCAUGCCUAGCACCAGCGCCGCGACGGACGAGACCGACGACGAGACCGACAACGAGUUACUCAAUUCGUACGUCGACGUCUCGAGCGACUACGACAGCGACGACGAGACUGACAAGUCGUCUUUAGCAGCGAUGAAAUUCGCAAUGAGCGCCGCCGCGUCCGGCACAAAAUCGGCUGGCAACGCGAUCGACGCACACUUCUCCGCGCUCAAGGUGAACCCGAGCCUCGAGUCCUUGGCGAGCAAGAUGAACCACUGGGAGCCGACUCUCUGCGAGUACGAGGAGACGACGCCGCAGUGCCGGUUGCGCGCCAAGCGCGACAUCAUGGACCUUCUCAGCGAUCCGCCACCGGGAGUGUACAUCGCGCCCGCGGAGCACAAUAUCACCCUGAUCGACGCGCUGGUGCUGGGCCCCGCCGACACGCCGUACGAGGGCGGCUUCUUCCACUUCCUGUUACAGUGCCCGCCCGACUACCCGAUCAAGCCACCGCGCGUCCGCCUCAUGAACACCGGCUCCGGUCGCGUGCGCUUCAACCCGAACCUCUACGAGUGCGGCAAGGUGUGCCUCAGCAUACUGGGCACCUGGACAGGGCCGGCCUGGAGUCCCGCGCAGUGCAUUUCGAGUGUGCUCAUUUCGAUCCAGUCGCUGCUCUCGGAGAACCCGUACUACAACGAGCCGGGCUUCGAAAACGAGAGGCGGCCGGGUGAUUCCAAGCAGUACAACCUGAUCGUGCAGCACGAGACGAUCCGCGUGGCCGUGUGCGACGCCAUCGAGGCCUGCCUCAACGGAUCGUCGCUGUGCCCGCCUCCCUUGAGGGAGGUGAUGCUCAACACGUUCCCGGACUACUACGAAAAGUACGAGAAGGCGGUCGUGUCCAACGUAGAUCUGACGGGCAGGGUCAUGGAAGAUCCGUUCGGCACCAGGAGGGGACACUUCCAGUACAAGACCUUGCUCGAGCGACUGCGGACACUGAGAGGACAAGUACAAGAGUGGUUGGAGGCUACGCGGGAACGGAGCGAAUAA
Messenger RNA from Rhipicephalus sanguineus (brown dog tick), 1053 nucleotides. RefSeq names its product ubiquitin-conjugating enzyme E2 Z. The record is from RefSeq and is a predicted model, not a curated record. Bases 1 to 1053 code for a protein of 350 amino acids. The transcript has a single exon. NCBI's taxonomy places the organism in Eukaryota, Metazoa, Arthropoda, Arachnida, Ixodida, Ixodidae. Gene Ontology annotation, cellular component: nucleus. Gene Ontology annotation, molecular function: cysteine-type endopeptidase inhibitor activity; ubiquitin conjugating enzyme activity. Gene Ontology annotation, biological process: negative regulation of apoptotic process.